UAAAAAAACAAAGUCAAUGUAAUCGAGAUUAGUCCCACCCGGAAAUGGAAAACAUUCAAAUAUCGCCAGGACAUGUCAUUAACCACUCCGGAACAGAAGUUGGCGCUGAUGCGCCGAUCUUUGGAUGGCAAAUAACCAAGAAGAAGAUCACUAAGCCCGCGAAAGUUGGCUCGUGGAAAAAAUUGCCAUACUCUGCGGCAGCAAGCCACGGACCAGUCACCGAAAAAGUAAGGUCUUCAAAUGUAUAUGUUUCUGUUCUAGUAAUUUGGGUGAUAGUUAAGUAGAACGCUGUUCUCAAACAGUAACGCAGCAAAUAUAACAAUUACAACGGCAUGUUAACGCUAGCUAUUAGUGUGUAUGUAUAGCCUUGAUAUUUGCAUCAAGUUGGGGAACGUUAGCUAGUGACACCACCAGCCGGCGGCAGCUCGCUGGAGGGCUUUAGCCCGAUGCUAAUUGAUUAGCUCGCUAUUUACUAGUAACUAACUAACGAAGUGAUGAAAAAACGGAGCGCCGACUGUUUGGACAGUCUGUUAGUACAAUUAACCACACAGCAAGCCGUGUUAUUUAUCCAGUAUUUACAUGAAAAAUUAUCCGAAAUUCAAAAACACCGCAAACACAGACGGAUUUCAGUGAUUGAAUGAGCUAGGUGUUUGCAGCCGACCGCCAGCAGUCAGCUGCCAAUCAAAGUGACGUCGCUCUUCAUUAUGCAUGAUUUUAGAUUGGGAGUCAGAAACUGACACCGAAGGGUUUUGACGCGCUGGGAGUGAGAAUGUAAUGUGGGAAAUAAGAACUAGUACAAAGUACAAAGUUAGGGCAUGUUUAGGAUUGUUUGUGUGUGUGCUUUAGAUAAUCCUAUCCUUACUUGCCAUUGUGUUUAGAAAGUGUAAUCAAAGUUAAUGUCUGCAUCUAGCACCUUUGCUUUAUGAUUGUGUGUGAUUUAUUUAUUUAUUUUUUAUUUCACAGGUUCACCGUCUACAUCAUACAUAUUCAGAAGGCUCUAUAGAUUAGGUGCAGGGAAUGUGGAGUUGUAAGGGGUGCACAGAAACUGUAGCAACAGAAACUGAGGAGAGUCUAGAAGCCAUGCGGAAAGCUUUACUCUUGGAUGUAAGGAAGAGGAACAACCGAGAGGUUGUCAAGCUCAACAUGGAAAAGACUUUCGCAUUGAGAAGACAUGAGGUUGUUCGUGAUGCACCGAUGGUGGAUGAUUUCAUGGCGAGAUGGCCUGCUUUGUUUGAAGUCAGUGAGAUCAACGCUGAAUUCAAGAGAAUCACGACUGUACCACUUCAGUCCAAGUUCUUUUCUCAGGUGGACCUCCACACUGACAACUUGACAAGGCUGUUCCAGAAGAGAGGAGGACAGCUAGGUGAACGGCUCAAAAGAAUCACUGCACAAAUUGCCAAUUGUGAUGAUGUAGAUGCUGGACGAGAGUGCAUCAUUAAAGGAGUCUGUGUCUACAUGGGCGAAGAUCCAGAUAACCUCCUACAGGAAUAUGUGAGCCUGGAUCAGAACACGAUCAACAAGGCCAUUGAAGACACUACAGUUGGUAUAUAUGUUGUCAAAGAACAUGCUUCAAGUGAUGAAGCAGAGGACAUUGGCAUUGUUCUUGAAGGCAUCAAGGUGUUACAAAACCUUGAUAAUGUAGCAUUAGGUGUUGCUGUUUUAUUUGGAUUGAUGUAUGCGCUGAACCUCAGCUAUCCUGCUGACCUCCGCUACACUUUUGAGGUAAUUCAAAAGAUCUGGAUGGAACUGGAUCGAGGGAAACUUUCCAACAGAGCACUUGCUCUGAAAAACAGGCUCCAUCAGUGAACAGUUCAGACUGGAUUGACUGCACUUUUUUUUAAGUUUUGUUUCUCAGUGACAAGUUUAUGCAGGAUUUAUUGCUUUUUGUUUACAAACCUGUUACUGUUAUUAUGUUCUAUUUGCUCUUGAGGAUGCACUGGAUGCUCAAGCUCACAUUAUAUUUUUGAAUGUACUGUGAUAGGUUCAGAUUG
Messenger RNA from Doryrhamphus excisus (bluestripe pipefish), 1991 nucleotides. Lineage: Eukaryota; Metazoa; Chordata; Actinopteri; Syngnathiformes; Syngnathidae. The record is from RefSeq and is a predicted model, not a curated record.